Purpureocillium takamizusanense is the source of this 1791-nucleotide messenger RNA. RefSeq lists its product as uncharacterized. The coding region runs from base 1 to 1791 and encodes 596 amino acids. The record is from RefSeq and is a predicted model, not a curated record. Lineage: Eukaryota; Fungi; Ascomycota; Sordariomycetes; Hypocreales; Ophiocordycipitaceae. The transcript has a single exon.
AUGAAGCUACUCGCCAUCCGGUCCGUCCUCUCGGCCAUACUCCUAUCGACGACGGCCCUGGCUACUCCCGCCCCUGCCCCCGUGCCCGCGCCAGCUCCUGAUGCCGCGCCUGAGCCCAUCACUGCCCCCGUCGUGGCCGCCGCCGCCGCUGGGCCUGACCUCGAGAAGCGCUUCGACACCGUCAUCGUGGACAUUCCCACCGGCGGCAAGGUCAAGGGCCGCUCGCUGCUCAAGGUCGAGUCCUUCAACGCCAUCCCCUACGCGGACCCCCCCGUCGGGCCGCUGCGCCUCCGCCCCCCGCGGCGCCUGUCCAGGGACCCGGGCACCGUCGACGGCACGGGCCUCGCCGCGGGGUGCCCGCAGAUGUACAUCUCGUCGGGGGCGCGCGACGCGGUUGAAAAGAUCGGCGGCAAGCUGCUCGACCUACCCUUCCUCAAGCCCAUCACCGGCCAGGAGGACUGCCUGACGAUCAACGUGCAGCGCCCCGCGGGGACCAAGCCGUCGGACAAGCUGCCGGUGCUCUUCUGGAUCUACGGCGGGGGGUUCCAGUUUGGCAGCACCAACACGUACGACGCGACGAGCCUGCUCGCCAGCGCCGUCGGGCAGAAGCAGCCGUUCGUCUUCGUAGCCGUCAACUACCGCCUCGCGGGCUUCGGCUUCAUGCCCGGCAAGGAGAUCCUCAAGGACGGGAGCGCCAACCUGGGGCUCCUAGACCAGCGCAUGGGCCUCGAAUGGGUGGCCGACAACAUCGCAGCCUUCGGCGGCGACCCGUCCAAGGUGACCAUCUGGGGCCAGUCGGCGGGCUCCAUCUCCGUCUACAACCAGAUGCUCCUCUACGGCGGCAACGCCACCUACAAGGGCCACCCACUGUUCCGUGGCGCCAUCAUGAACUCGGGCAGCGCCGUACCCGCCGACCCCGUCGACUGCCCCAAGGGCCAGGCCGUCUACGACGCCGUCGUCGCCUCGGGCGGCUGCGCCGGUUCCCCCGACACCCUCGCCUGCCUCCGCGGCCUCGACUACGACACCUUCCACAAGGCCGUCAACUCGGUCCCCGCCACCACGGAAUACAACUCGGUCGCCCUCUCGUACCUGCCGCGGCCUGACGGCGUCCUUAUACCCGACAGCCCCGACGUCAUGGUCGAGCAGGGCCGCUUGCACGCCAUCCCCUUCAUCCUCGGCGACCAGGAGGACGAGGGCACCAUCUUAUCCCUCGCCCAGACCAACGUCACCACCGUCGACGACAUGACCGACUACCUGUCCAACAUCUACUUCCACAACGCCCCCCGCGAAAAGCUCAAGCAGUUCGUCCAAACCUACGAGCCCGCCCUCCUCCAGGGCAGCCCCUUCCGCACCGGCAUCUUCAACGAGCUGUACCCGGGCUUCAAGCGCAUGUCCGCCAUGCUCGGCGACAUGACCUUCAUACUGACCCGCCGCAUCAUCCUCAAGAUCACCACAAAGACCAAGCCCGAUAUGCCCUUCUGGUCCUACCUCUCCUCGUACGACUACGGCACCCCCAUCGUCGGCACCUUCCACGCCUCCGACAUCAUCCAGGUCUUCUACGGCAUCCCGCCCAACAACGCCAUGCGCAGCUGCCGCACCUACUACUUCAACUUCCUCUACAACCUCGACCCCAACAAAGGCGUCAGCGGCUAUACCCACUGGCCCCAGUGGAAGGAGAAGCAGGAGAUGAUGUGGUUCAAGUCGGGCUCUGCCAACGGCAUCCUUAAGGACGACUUCCGCGGCGGCUCCGCCGCCUUUCUCGAGGCCAACAGGGACAUAAUGCACAUUUGA